GCACAUGAUGUCAUAGCUUGUGCUUGUCGGUACUCUGCCUGCCUAUCCGCUCUCCAUCCUUCUCUCUCUCUUUCUCCCUCCAUCUCUCUUUCAUCAUUGUGAAGGACGGUGAGUGGCCAGGUCUAAGCUAAGAGGAGGAAGACACAGCAUCCACACAGGUCUCCCUACGGCAUCAUCAUUCAGCAUUCCAACACCUAACAGUAUGGCAGAGGGCUCAGGAACGGUGGCAGAGGUGGAGACCUCAUUCAAGAAGUUUGCCGUCCACGGAGACACCAAGGCCACCGGGAAGGAGAUGAACGGCAAAAACUUUGUCAAACUCUGUAAGGACUGCCGCAUCAUCGACGGCAAGAAUGUCACCGCUACCGAUGUGGACAUUGUCUUCAGUAAAGUCAAGGCCAAGACAGCCCGGGUCAUUACGUUUGAACAGUUCAGCCAGGCUCUGGUGGAGUUGGCUCCUAAGCGCUUUAAAGGGAAGAGCCAGGAGGAGGCGCUACAGCAGCUCUACGGCCUCAUCGCUGGCAAGGAGCCUGCCAACGCCGGCGUCACUAAAGUGGCGAAGGCGGCUGCGGUGGACCGGCUGACGGACACCUCCAAGUUCACCGGGUCACACAAGGAGCGCUUCGACGAGACAGGCAAGGGGAAGGGCAAGAUCGGGCGAGAGGAAGUCCCUGACGCCAGUGGCUAUGUGGGUGCAUACAAGGGCCAAGGGAGCUAUGACGACAAGGUCAAGGAGGCAUAGUGUAGAGCAGAUGCCCAUACCCAGCCAAUGACACCCUACAUACUGUACAGUCAGUUAGAGUUGUGUAUACACUGCAUAGAACAGAAUGAAAAUGCUGUUAGAACAUUAGAGUUCUGGGGUCCAUACAUUGACAGGGACCAAAUAAUUUGUCCACCAAAGUCAAUAACUUCACUUCUUAAUAUACUUUGAGUUACUACACCUACACUACUGCCUUUGCCCCCCUGCCCCCAUGUCCCCCUGUGCCCCUGCCCCCCUGUCCCCCUGCCCCACUGUGGCCCUGCCCCCCUGUGCCCCUGCAUCCCUGCCCCUCUGUUCCUCUGCUUCCCUGGCCCUAGCCUGUUCCAGUGCUUCAAUGCCUCUAUAAACCAGGGCCUUACCAGUUUCUAUACUACUCCACCACACAUUGUGCCUUAUUAUUCAGAUUGCUACUAACACAGAGACCCUGGAAUAUCAUGCAUGGCUUCCAUCCACUGCCCUCUCAGAGGACGCCCGCUGCUUAGUACUAGAAGCUGUGGGAUUGCGAUGAACUACAAUAUAAAUAGGCUGCACGAUUAGCGCUUGGCUUGUUAGCACCAAAUAAAGAGUGGAUGAGGGCUGUUUUCUUCAGCCCUCUCCUCUGAACACAAUGGAGUUGAUGGAUUGUUGUACUUGAGUAGAGAGACUGCUCCUGACAGUCCUCCAGUGUCUCCUCCCGGAAUGUUCUCCAUUAUCACUGAGUGUUUUGUAUUAAACACUUCUCUGUCUCCCUGUAAUACGGAGAUCUGAAUAUUGUAUGUAAACAUUUAAAUAAAUCAGUGCAAUA
This is a messenger RNA of Hypomesus transpacificus, 1541 nucleotides long. RefSeq names its product tubulin polymerization-promoting protein family member 2 (gene tppp2). NCBI's taxonomy places the organism in Eukaryota, Metazoa, Chordata, Actinopteri, Osmeriformes, Osmeridae. Gene Ontology annotation, biological process: microtubule bundle formation; microtubule polymerization; positive regulation of protein polymerization. The coding region runs from base 203 to 739 and encodes 178 amino acids. Gene Ontology annotation, cellular component: microtubule. Gene Ontology annotation, molecular function: tubulin binding. The record is from RefSeq and is a predicted model, not a curated record. The transcript has 4 exons.